Messenger RNA from Apis dorsata (giant honeybee), 316 nucleotides. RefSeq names its product serine carboxypeptidase-like 51. The transcript is spliced from 2 exons. Gene Ontology annotation, molecular function: serine-type carboxypeptidase activity. The coding region runs from base 48 to 239 and encodes 63 amino acids. Gene Ontology annotation, biological process: proteolysis. Lineage: Eukaryota; Metazoa; Arthropoda; Insecta; Hymenoptera; Apidae. The record is from RefSeq and is a predicted model, not a curated record.
CUUUUUUCAUUAUCCAUGAUAUAGGAACUUUAAAUUGGGUUGAGAAGAUGAAUUGGAAAAACGCAAAUUUGUGGCAAUAUUCUUCCAGAUAUCCCUUAGUGGUGCAGGAGAUCAUAGAAGGUUAUGAGAAAUCUUACGACAAUUUCGCCAUGUACUGGGUGAACAGAGCCGGUCACAUGGUACCAAAGGACAAUCCAGCAGCAAUGGGAAGGAUACUGGAAAAAUUCACGGAACAAUAAAUCAAAUUUCAAGAGAUCAAAUCGUACAACGACUACGAAAUGGGGGAUUCAGAAAUAAAUUAAAAUUCGUGUAAAAU